CUCUGCCUUCGCCCCCAGUGCUGCACCAGCUGCGAGGACAACGCCCCGGCCACCAGCUACUGCGUGGAGUGCUCCGAGCCCCUGUGUGAGACCUGCGUGGAGGCGCACCAGCGGGUGAAGUACACGAAGGACCACACAGUGCGCUCCACCGGGCCAGCCAAGUCCCGAGAUGGGGAGCGCACAGUGUACUGCAACGUGCACAAGCACGAGCCACUCGUGCUGUUCUGCGAGAGCUGCGACACCCUCACCUGCCGGGACUGCCAGCUCAACGCCCACAAGGACCACCAGUACCAGUUCCUGGAGGACGCCGUGAGGAACCAGCGCAAGCUCCUGGCCUCGCUGGUGAAGCGCCUCGGGGACAAGCACGCCACCCUGCAGAAGAACACCAAGGAGGUUCGCAGCUCCAUUCGCCAAGUGUCCGACGUGCAGAAGCGCGUCCAGGUGGACGUGAAGAUGGCUAUUCUGCAGAUCAUGAAGGAGCUGAACAAGCGGGGCCGCGUGCUGGUCAAUGAUGCCCAGAAGGUAACGGAGGGGCAGCAGGAGCGCCUGGAGCGGCAGCACUGGACCAUGACCAAGAUCCAGAAGCACCAGGAGCACAUCCUGCGCUUCGCCUCCUGGGCUCUGGAGAGCGACAACAACACGGCCCUGCUGCUCUCCAAGAAGCUGAUCUACUUCCAGCUGCACCGGGCUCUCAAGAUGAUCGUGGACCCCGUGGAGCCCCAUGGCGAGAUGAAGUUCCAGUGGGACCUCAACGCCUGGACCAAGAGCGCCGAGGCCUUUGGCAAGAUCGUGGCGGAGCGUCCUGGCACCAACUCCACGGGCCCUGCGCCCAUGGCCCCUCCCCGGGCUCCGGGACCCUUGAGCAGCAAGCAGGGCUCUGGCGGCAGCCAGCCCAUGGACGUGCAGGAAGGCUAUGGCUUCGCGUCAGACGACUCUUACAUGAGUGCAGAGCCCCAUGUGUCAGGCAUGAAACGGUCCCGCUCAGGUGAGGGUGAAGUGAGCGGCCUCAUGCGCAAGGUGCCCCGGGUGAGCCUCGAGCGCCUGGAUCUUGACCUCACAGCUGACAGCCAGCCGCCAGUCUUCAAGGUCUUCCCAGGCAGCACCACCGAGGACUACAACCUGAUCGUCAUUGAGCGCGGGGCUGCAGCUGCUGCUGCUGGGCAGCCGGGGGCUGCGCCUGGCACCCCUGGUGCCCAGCCCCUGCCUGGCAUGGCCAUUGUCAAGGAGGAAGAGACAGAGGCUGCCAUCGGUGCCCCGCCUGCCACCGAGGGCCCAGAGACAAAGCCUGUGCUGAUGGCUCUGGCGGAGGGCCCUGGGGCGGAGGGUCCCCGCCUGGUCUCCCCCAGUGGCAGCACCAGCUCUGGCCUGGAGGUGGUGGCUCCAGAGGGCACCUCAGCCCCAGCUGGCGGCCCUGGUGCCCUGGAUGACAGUGCCACCAUCUGCCGCGUCUGUCAGAAGCCAGGCGACCUGGUCAUGUGCAACCAGUGCGAGUUCUGCUUCCACCUGGACUGCCACCUGCCGGCCCUGCAGGAUGUGCCCGGGGAGGAGUGGAGCUGCUCGCUCUGCCAUGUGCUGCCUGACCUGAAGGAGGAGGACGGCAGCCUGAGCCUGGACGGCGGGGACAGCAGUGGUGUGGUGGCCAAGCUCUCGCCAGCCAACCAGCAGAAGUGUGAGCGUGUCCUGCUGGCCCUUUUCUGCCACGAGCCCUGCCGGCCCCUGCACCAGCUGGCUACCGACUCCAGCUUUUCUGUGGAUCAGCCUGGUGGCACAUUGGACCUGACCCUGAUCCGCGCCCGCCUCCAGGAGAAGCUGUCGCCCCCCUACAGCUCCCCUCAAGAGUUUGCCCAGGACGUGGGCCGAAUGUUCAAGCAGUUCAACAAGCUGACAGAGGACAAGGCGGACGUGCAGUCCAUCAUCGGGCUGCAGCGCUUCUUUGAGACUCGGAUGAAUGAGGCCUUUGGCGACACCAAGUUCUCUGCUGUGCUGGUGGAGCCCCCGCGCCCGCCUCCAGGAGAAGCUGUCGCCCCCCUACAGCUCCCCUCAAGAGUUUGCCCAGGACGUGGGCCGAAUGUUCAAGCAGUUCAACAAGCUGACAGAGCUCUGUGGGCCAAGUAG
This is a messenger RNA of Myotis davidii, 2115 nucleotides long. RefSeq names its product tripartite motif containing 28 (gene TRIM28). The annotation marks the transcript as partial. Gene Ontology annotation, molecular function: zinc ion binding; transcription corepressor activity; protein binding. Lineage: Eukaryota; Metazoa; Chordata; Mammalia; Chiroptera; Vespertilionidae. The transcript is spliced from 15 exons. The record is from RefSeq and is a predicted model, not a curated record.